CGGGAAGGGGCAGUGGUGCCGCCCUGGUCGGGGCCCAGCCCGGGCCUGCGACUGUCCCGGACACGAAGUGUCUCCUCUCCCCCUUCUCGCCUGGGGCUUUCAGCGCCCGAAGCCGCCCUCGGGACUGCAGGACCCUGACCUGGGGAGUGAAGCUCAGUGUUGAGCUGCUUCCCCUUCCCGGGCCUUGAUAAAGCAAGUAUGUUUCCUCUCAUACAACGAUGCUGCUUUCAUACACCUUUCAAACUCCGUAAGGUAACUGGUCCCAGACUGCUGCUGUAUGGGAAGAAUAAGACAACUUGCUCCUCUCUCAGCCUCUGUCUGCAGAGAGAUGUUUGUCUUCUCUCAAGAUCUCCAAGCCUCAACACAGCAUCAGUGUCUGCAACCAAGCUCCAGGCUUUUCACACCUCUCUUCCCUUCUUCAAGAAGAAAACCCCCAAAGAAUCUGAAACCAAGGACCCUGGCAUAUUGAAACGAAGUGCAGAGUCACUAAAGGAGUCUCCAAGGCCAGCCCUUUACUUAAGCCUCACAGGACUAAUUCCAUUUGUUGCUGUCCCACUGGCCAUGGCCAUCCAAGGCACCUACUACCCAGAGAUGGCAUUUGCUCAGAUUACAUAUGGUGCUGCAACAGUCUCUUUCCUGGGAGGAAUAAGGUGGGGAUUUGCUCUCCCAGAAAGCAGCCCAGCCAAGCCAGACUGGUUGAACCUGGCUAACAGUACAAUUCCUCCUCUGCUUGCCUGUCAAGCCUUGUUUUUAAAAGAUAUCACUUCUGGUGCAGUAAUGCUAGUAAUAGCCCUGGGAAUAGCACUGCAUUAUGAUGUUUCCCUUCUUCCUCCUUAUCCUAAGUGGUUUAAAGUGCUGAGGGUAGUAGGAACAGUGGUGAUGGUGUUAUCACUAUUAGCUACUGCAGUAUUGAAGACUGGUUUAGAGGCACAGCUAAGUGACAGCAGAGAUGAAUGGAUGAGCACAAAAUAAUAGAUCCAGGGGCAAAAGCCACUUACCUGCCAGUAGGGUUUUUAUACUGAGUUCCAUUGGAAAUGAAGACUUAUUUGUGCAAGUCAUAAGAUAGCAGUGAUCAAGAUGCUUGUUCUCAAAAUAAACAACUUAGCAAGUUUAAUAGGGAUUGAGUGUAAAUACCAGUGCUGUCCAAGGCAGGUGUGAGUGUCCUUACCCACAGAAGAACCAUCACAGUGGAAUGAGAUGUUACUAUCAUGUCAAUUCAAAAUGGAGAUUUAAAUGACAUGGGUGUGAAUUGCUCUAUGCUGAAUGAUUAAAGAAUCUGAUUUAACUGUGGUGUUUUCUAGAUCAGUGUUUAAAGAAACAGCGGAGAAUUAUGCAAAGGUUACACACAUCUUCAGUUCCCAUGUUGUGGGAAUGCAAAAAAGAAAAAACUUUCAGUAUUUCAGCUGAGAAGAUGCUGAGAAUGCUGUGAUGAAGUGCAAGUCAGACAAGGUUUCUUUGCAGUGGCAAACCAAGAUCAGCACUCACUGUAUUUCAUUCAGCUGCUAGGUGGGGUGAGAAAAGCUCAGCAUCCUUGACCAGAUGUCACAGGAGACAGGAGGUCAGCUUCCUCCUCCAGAUAACUUAAAUAAAAAAUUAUAUUUUGGCCA
Molecule: messenger RNA, 1607 nt
Organism: Calypte anna (Anna's hummingbird)
Lineage: Eukaryota; Metazoa; Chordata; Aves; Apodiformes; Trochilidae
Gene: TMEM69
Product: transmembrane protein 69
Exons: 3
Coding region: 199-972 (257 amino acids)
Source: RefSeq, a predicted model, not a curated record